Molecule: messenger RNA, 1744 nt
Organism: Vigna umbellata (rice bean)
Lineage: Eukaryota; Viridiplantae; Streptophyta; Magnoliopsida; Fabales; Fabaceae
Source: RefSeq, a predicted model, not a curated record
AUAAUGAAUAUGAGUAAGGUGGCUAUGCCUAUAUAUAUAUAUGCUCUAGUGUGAGUGGUAGAUGAGUGUGGCUGGAUAAACAAUGGCUUCUAUAGAAUGGCUACAAGAACAACUUACCAUAGCUUUUCUUUCUUCUACUUGUUAUCCAUAUUUUCUCUUCUUUCUUCUUGCUGUUGCUGUGUUGAAGCUAGCAAGAAGAUCAAAAAACAAAGCCAGUUUCAAUCUGCCUCCAUCACCAAGAAAGUUACCAAUCAUUGGCAAUCUUCAUCAGAUAGGCACAUUGCCAUACCGUUCUUUCAGUUCCCUCUCACAAAAGUAUGGUUCUCUUAUGUGGUUGCAGUUGGGGCAGACUCAGACUUUGGUGAUUUCAUCAGCAGAUUUGGUGAGGGAAAUCAUGCAAAAUCAUGACUUAACCUUCUCAAACCGACCCAAAAUCACAGCAGCCAGGUACAUACUGUACGGAGGUAAUGACAUUGGUUUUUCAUCCUAUGGAGAAAGCUGGAAACUGAAAAGAAAAAUAUGUUCCCUUGAACUUCUCAGUGCCAAAAGGGUGCAGUCAUUUCGCCUCAUCAGGGAACAAGAGGUUGCAGAAUUGGUCAAAAAGAUAGGCAAAGCAACCUUGACAGAAGAAUUUUCUGUGAAUCUAAGUGAGUUGCUUCUUGAAGUAUCAGACAACAUCAUCUGUAAAUGUGCUCUUGGACAGAAGUACAAUAGCAGCAGGGUCAAAGAGCUUGCAAGGAGGUUGAUGAUUCAACUUGGAGCUGACACUGUGGGGGAUUACUUUCCCUUGCUCAGUUGGGUUGAUUUUCUGAAUGGAAAAAUUCAAAAAUUCAAAGCCAUUUUUGAAGCAUUUGAUAUCUUUUUAGAUGAGCUAAUUGAGGAGCAUAAGAAGGUUCAGAGGGAAGCUGAUCACCGCUCCACUGAGAACGGCUUUGUGGAUAUCCUCAUCCAAUAUCAGAAGAAUGCCAUGCCUGAUUCUGAGCUCACCAAUGAUGACAUCAAAUCAAUUAUAAUGGAUAUGUUUUCAGCAGGAAGUGACACAACUGCCUCAACACUAGAGUGGACUAUGGCAGAGCUGAUGAGAAAUCCAACGAAGCUGAAGAAAGUUCAGGAAGAGGUGAGAAAAAUUGUAGGGAAUAAGUCAAAAGUAGAAGAAAAUGACAUAAACCAAAUGGACUACAUGAAAUGUGUAGUGAAAGAAACUCUAAGGUUACAUCCAGCUGCUCCACUCUUGGCUCCAAGAGAGACAGCAUCUGCAUUGAAACUCAGAGGAUAUGAUAUUCCUCCCAAAACACUGGUAUAUGUGAAUGCAUGGGGGAUUCAGAGGGACCCUGAAAUCUGGGAAAGGCCUGAAGAGUUCAUUCCAGAGAGACAUGCUAAUAACCAUGUUCCUUUGAAAGGCCAAUACAUUCCAUUUGGUUUUGGGAGAAGGGCAUGCCCUGGAAUGACCUUUGGACUUGUUAAUGUUGAGUAUACACUGGCCAACCUUCUUUAUUGGUUCAAUUGGAAGCUACCUACAUCUCAUUCUUCUGCACAAGACAUAGACAUGACUGAGACAUAUGGGCUUAUUACCUCCAUAAAAGUGCCACUUCAUGUCAAACCACUUCCCUUUCAACCAAGUUUCUAAUUUACUAUGAAGUCAUUUAUGCUGUCAUUGAUCUUUGCUGCUGUGUAAUGAGUGUGCUAAGUGGUGUUGUUGUUAAGUAUGUACUCAUGUUUAGGAAGAUUUGUUGGGAAUCCAAGU